GAGCUCCAGCAGCAAGGCGCCCUCCCCGGGCGCGGCGGCCUCCGAGAGCGCUCUGCCCAGGGAGCCGGCGUCCGAGGUGCGGAGCAAGAGAAGGGCCGCCGCUCCUCAGGCGCCGCUGCCGCCGGCGGCCGGGCGUUUCGUGGAAGGCUCCAUCGUCCGCAUCUUCAUGGAGAACUUCCUAACAUACGAUGCCUGCGAAGUGUCUCCCGGACCCAACUUAAACAUGAUCGUUGGAGCUAAUGGAACAGGAAAGUCGAGUAUUGUUUGUGCCAUUUGCCUUGGACUAGCAGGCAAACCUGCUUUCAUGGGACGGGCAGAUAAGGUUGGGUUCUUUGUGAAGAGAGGAUGUCUCAAAGGCAUGGUGGAAAUUGAAUUGUUCAGGGCUUCUGGAAAUCUUGUAAUCACCCGUGAGAUUGAUGUGACAAAAAAUCAAUCCUCUUGGUUCAUCAACAAAAAACCUACAACCCAAAAAGUAGUAGAAGAGCAGGUCGCAGCCUUAAAUAUUCAAGUGGGCAAUCUCUGUCAGUUCCUGCCUCAGGACAAAGUUGGAGAAUUUGCUAAACUUAGCAAAAUUGAGCUCCUUGAAGCCACUGAGAAGUCCAUCGGCCCCCCGGAGAUGCACAUGUACCACUGUGAGCUCAAGAACUUCCGGGAGAAGGAGAAGCAGCUGGAGACAACAUGCAAAGAGAAAACUGAGUAUCUAGAGAAGAUGAUCCAAAGGAAUGAAAGAUACAAACAAGAUGUGGAAAGGUUUUAUGAACGGAAACGACAUUUAGACUUAAUUGAGAUGCUUGAAGCAAAAAGGCCCUGGGUGGAAUAUGAAAGUGUCCGUCAGGAGUACGAGGAAGUGAAGCAGGCCCGCGAUGCCGUGAAGGACGAGGUGAAGAGGCUGAAGGAGGGCCAGAUCCCCAUGACGCGGCGGAUGGAGGAGAUUGAAGCACAGCGCCAUGGCCUGGAGGCUCAGAUCAAGCAAAAGGCAGCAGAUAUCAAGGAAGCAUCUCAGAAAUGCAAACAGAAGCGAGACCUCAUUGAAAGGAAGGAUAAGCAUAUUGAGGAGCUUCAGCAGGCUUUAAUAGUAAAACAAAAUGAAGAGGAUGACCGACAACGAAGAAUAAGUAAUACCUGCAAAAUGAUAGCAGAUUUGCAGAAUGAAGUGAAUUCGGCUGAAAAUGAAAAUCUUCAGCCUCAGAUUGAGGCUGUCACGAACGAUCUGAGCCAAGUUCAGGAUGAAAAGGCCUUGUGUGAAGGCGAGAUCAUCAACAAGCGGAGAGAAAAGCAGACGUUAGAGAAGGAAAGAAAGAAUGUGAGCGAUCAUAUAUUGCAUUUUGGUCAUCUUAUGAACCAGAAGGAGGAUAAGCUGAGACAGAGGUACCGUGACACCUACGAUGCCAUCUUAUGGCUGAGAAGCAACAGAGACAAGUUCAAGCAGAGGGUGUGUGAGCCCAUCAUGCUCACGAUCAAUAUGAAAGAUAAUAAAAAUGCCAAGUAUAUUGAGAAUCAUAUUUCAUCAAAUGACUUGAGAACCUUUGUAUUUGAGAGUCGAGAAGAUAUGGAAGUUUUCCUCAAAGAGGUCCAUGACAAUAAAAAGCUAAUAGUGAAUGCUGUCAUUGCUCCCAGGAGCUCACACACAGCCAGGCUGCCCUCGAGACCGCUCAACAAACUCAAGCAAUACGGGUUUAUCUCUUACCUACGAGAGCUGUUCAAUGCACCAGACCUGGUCAUGAGCUACCUUUGCUACCAGUAUCACAUCCAUGAAGUCCCCGUGGGAACCGAAAGGACGAGAGAACAGAUCGAGCGGGUAAUACAAGAAACUCGACUGCAACAAUUUUAUACAGCAGAAGAAAACUAUGUGGUGAAAACAUCUUUCUAUUCGAACAAGCUUAUUUCCAGUAAUACGGCCCUGAAAGAGGCCCAGUUCCUCACCGUGACUGUGGACCUGGAGCAGAGGAGGCAUUUGGAGGAGCAGCUAAAGGAAAUUACUAUGAAGUUGCAGUCUGUGGAGUCAGAAUUGACUGGCUUGUGUGAGAAAAGCAAGCUCCUGGAAUGCAGAGAUAAUGACCUGAGACAGAAGAAGAAGGGGCUGCUUGAGAGAAAGACCAAGAAGAGGCAGCUGGAGCAGAAGAUCAAGUCCAAGCAGGGAAGCUUAAAGCUGAUGGAACAGGACACCUGCAACCUGAAAGAGGAAGAACAAAAAGUGGCCACCAAAAUCAAAGAAAUAAAUAUUCAAAAGGCAAAACUUGUUACUGAAUUAACAAACCUAAUGAAGAUUUGUACUUCGUUGCACAAACAAAAAGUUGGUUUAAUUCUUCAAAAUACUACAAUGAUCUCUGAGAAGAAUAAAUUAGAAUCGGAUUAUAUGGCUGUGUCAUCACAACUACGCCUCACUGAGCAGCGUUAUGGUGAGCUGGAUGAGAGCAGACAGAGGUUACUGCAGAAGUGCAAGGAGCUGAUGAAGAGAGCCCGGCAGGUGUGCGACCUGGGUGCCGAGCAGACUGUGUCCCCCGAGUACCAGACAGCUUUCCAAGAUCUUCCAAACACCUUGGAUGAAAUUGAUGCUUUGUUGACCGAAGAAAGAUCGAGAGCAUCCUGCUUCACGGGCCUGAAUCCUACACAAGUGGUUGAAGAAUACAUGAAAAGAGAAGAAGAAAUCGAGCAGUUAACUGAGGAACUACAGGGAAAGAGAAUUGAACUGGAUAAAUACAGGGAGAGCAUCUCCCAGGUAAAAGAAAGGUGGCUUAAUCCUUUAAAGGAGCUGGUAGAAAAAAUUAAUGAAAAAUUCAGCAAUUUUUUUAGUUCUAUGCAAUGUGCUGGUGAAGUGGAUCUCCAUACAGAAAAUGAGGAAGACUAUGACAAAUACGGAAUUCGUAUUAGAGUCAAGUUUCGCAGUAGUACUCAGCUGCAUGAAUUAACUCCUCACCAUCAAAGUGGAGGUGAAAGAAGUGUUUCUACUAUGCUGUACCUGAUGGCACUUCAAGAGCUGAACAGGUGUCCAUUCAGAGUAUUUGACCAAAUUAACCAGGGAAUGGACCCCAUCAAUGAACGGAGAGUAUUUGAAAUCAUUGUAAAUACUGCCUGUAAAGAGAACACGUCUCAGUACUUCUUCAUUACACCAAAGCUCCUGCAGAAUCUUCCUUACUCGGAGAAGAUGACGGUGUUGUUUGUCUACAACGGGCCACACAUGCUGGAGCCGAGCAAGUGGAACUUGAAGGCUUUCCAAAGACGGCGGCGGCGCAUCACAUUCACUCAGCCUGCUCAGAAAUCUUAAGGAUGUGAGUCACUCCAGUCAUGCCUUUCUCUGAGCAGUGGAUCAGAUCUGUACCAGAUGUGACAAAGUAUUUUUUCGACUUGCUCACCUGAAUAAAUUGAAAAAUUAUAUUCAGUUCACGUUUGUAUAUUUUCAAAUAGU
Molecule: messenger RNA, 3406 nt
Organism: Ochotona curzoniae (black-lipped pika)
Lineage: Eukaryota; Metazoa; Chordata; Mammalia; Lagomorpha; Ochotonidae
Product: structural maintenance of chromosomes protein 5-like
Biological process (GO): double-strand break repair via homologous recombination
Cellular component (GO): Smc5-Smc6 complex
Molecular function (GO): ATP hydrolysis activity; ATP binding
Source: RefSeq, a predicted model, not a curated record